GGCUCAGCCUGAACCCAGCCAUCGGAAAAGACGCUGCUGCGGCCGCUAGAAAGCUGCUCGGGACCCUGUCUAUGAUGCUGUUGUUACGAAGAGUUGCAGUCUCUGGCCUUCGAGUUUCCAGGUUGGACAGGUCUGUUGUCCCAAAGCUACGUCCCCAUGUCUGCUUUACCAGUGACUCCUCCCAACCCCAAAGCCCCAAACCUGACUUUUCUAAUGGCAGCAUUCCUUCAAGAUACUGGGCAGCUGCAGGAGCACUGCUGGGCUUUGGGGCUGUCCUGGCUUAUGGAAACCACAGAGAAAAGGCUGCCCAAGAGUCAUUCCGUGUAUACACAAAGGCAGAAGUGAGCCGUCAUCACAGUCUUGAGACACGGGUCUGGGUAACUUUGGGCCAUGAGGUCUUUGAUGUCACAGACUUUGUGGCCAUGCACCCAGGUGGACCAUCUAAAUUACUGCUUGCUGCAGGGGGCCCCCUGGAGCCUUUCUGGGCCCUCUAUGCAGCUCACAACCAGCCACAUGUGCGUGAGCUCCUAGCUGAGUAUAAGAUUGGGGAGCUAAGCCCUGAAGAAGAAAGAUCUCCUGACCUAGCUUCCACUGAUCCUUAUGCCAGCGACCCUCCCAGACACCCUGCUUUGCAGAUCAACAGCCAGAAACCUUUUAAUGCAGAACCACCCCUGGAGCUCUUGGGUGAGAGCUACAUCACGCCCAAUUCUCUCUUUUUCACACGGAAUCACCUGCCUGUACCUAUCAUAGACCCUGCCACAUACCAUCUGCAAGUGGAAGGGCCCCCAGGUCGUCAGUCGCUGAGCCUAUCUUUAGAGGAUCUCCAGCGCUUCCCUAAACACCAGGUCACAGUCACCCUGCAGUGUGCUGGGAACCGUCGAAGCGAGAUGGCCCAAGUUAAGUCAGUCAAAGGAUUAAACUGGGGGGCAGGGGCUAUCAGUACAGCACAGUGGGGUGGUGCUCGGCUGAGAGACGUUCUCAUCCAGGCUGGCCAUUUACCCUAUGGCCCUGAAGCCCAUGUAUGUUUUGAAGGGCUGGACUGUGACCCCACAGGGACAGCCUAUGGAGCCUCCAUCCCCCUAGCUCGGGCCAUGGACCCUGAAGGUGAUGUUCUGCUGGCCUAUGAGAUGAAUGGACAGCCACUGACCCCUGACCAUGGCUUUCCAGUGAGGGUGGUGGUACCCGGCAUAGUGGGCGCUCGAAAUGUCAAGUGGCUAGGAAAGGUGAGCAUCAGCCCUGAAGAAAGUCCUAGCCAUUGGCAACGCCGUGAUUACAAAGGAUUCUGUCCCUCCGUAGACUGGGACAAUGUAGAUUUUGACUCUGCCCCAGCCAUUCAGGAGCUCCCUGUGCAGUCAGCCAUCACAGAGCCCAGGGAAGGGCAAACAAUAGAGCCUGGUGAGGUGACUGUGAAGGGCUACGCUUGGAGUGGGGGAGGCAGGGCUAUAAUCAGGGUGGAUGUAUCUCUGGAUGGUGGGUUAACCUGGCAAGAGGCAAAGCUGGAAGGGGAGGCACAAGCACCAAGGAGAGCCUGGGCAUGGCGGCUAUGGCAGCUGACAGCACCAGUGCCUACUGAGUGGAAGGAAUUGAACAUUAUCUGCAAGGCUGUGGAUGAUGGCUACAAUGUGCAACCUGACACUGUGGCCCCUAUCUGGAAUCUUCGAGGUGUGCUCACUAAUGCUUGGCACCGUGUUCAUGUUCAGGUGGCCCCAUAAGAACAAUUACUGUAGCCUUUGACAACCUAUAAAACAUUCUUCUCAAUCUCUUCCUUUUCCAAGUUGUUUCUCCUUUGGACACUUCUUCUUUCUAUAAGAAAGACAUCCAAAAACUCCUUUCCCCUCUGGUUUGAUCUACUUCUCAGACACUAUCCCUGGGGCAGUCCCACCCCUUGUACAUUCAUAAAUAGAACUAUAAAUAAACAUCCCCUUUCCCUAACCACCUCUGGACAUACAUAUUUCUGUUCAUGCCUUCCUUCUAACUUCAAGGACUAAUACUGAUAAAUAUCUAUAUUUAUUUCAUUGUGAUAUCUACCUCGAACUCAGUGGUCCUCCAAACUCUGCUCUGAGAUUAAGUUGAAAGCUGGACAAAAGUAUCAAUCAAUGUAAUAAUACCUGUACCACCUUUUUUCUCUCCAGGCUUUUAAUUUCCCUGUCACCUCUGGUGUCAUAUUUUUCCAUUUUUUUAUGCAUAAUCUGUACAAAAGGGUGCAGGCUGCUCCCAGCUCCCAGGGUAAAGGGUAUUAUAAAGAAAAAAGGGGUAUUGUAACCCCCUCUUAUUUUUCUCAUUAUAUCAAUAAAGCUUCUGUUUAGUCAA
Messenger RNA from Gracilinanus agilis (Agile Gracile Mouse Opossum), 2310 nucleotides. It is a transcript of the gene SUOX, whose product is annotated as sulfite oxidase. Gene Ontology annotation, cellular component: mitochondrion. The transcript has 4 exons. The coding region runs from base 72 to 1712 and encodes 546 amino acids. NCBI's taxonomy places the organism in Eukaryota, Metazoa, Chordata, Mammalia, Didelphimorphia, Didelphidae. Gene Ontology annotation, molecular function: molybdopterin cofactor binding; molybdenum ion binding; oxidoreductase activity. The record is from RefSeq and is a predicted model, not a curated record.